This is a messenger RNA of Cannabis sativa, 983 nucleotides long. RefSeq names its product molybdopterin synthase sulfur carrier subunit. NCBI's taxonomy places the organism in Eukaryota, Viridiplantae, Streptophyta, Magnoliopsida, Rosales, Cannabaceae. Bases 378 to 686 code for a protein of 102 amino acids. Gene Ontology annotation, biological process: Mo-molybdopterin cofactor biosynthetic process. Gene Ontology annotation, cellular component: cytosol. The record is from RefSeq and is a predicted model, not a curated record. The transcript has 3 exons.
AAUAGAAAAAGAAAACGAAAUGUGGCCCAAGCUCAGAACCAAAAGCCUAUCGUUUGUCUCUCCAUCUCACCUUCCCAGCUCCUUCCUUUUCUUUGGUUUUGGUAAGUUGCUGCGUCAUCUUCUUCCACGCGACUGCAACUAGGCGGUGCGGCGUGGGGUGCGAAGACGAGUUUCCAGCAGUAGAGGACCCGGCGAUUCGCACUAGCGGCGUGGUCGUGUAUCUCUCUACUGCUCCACAACACAGGCGUCUUGGGGCUGGGUUUAUGUGCUUUCUCUUGGCGACUCUGAAGACCUCGAGCAUCAUCUUCUUGGUACAAUUUACUUAAUUUAGUUGAACAAUUUCAUAAUCAGAAACUCUGCUGAUCUAUUCUUUUGAGAUGAAGGGAGAAAUGCAUAGCAAUAAUUUGGGUCGUACUGACAUGGAAAAUGAAAAUCCAAGUGUAAAGAUAAAGGUGUUAUUCUUUGCCAGAGCUCGAGAUCUUACCGGCUUAACUGAGACGCCAUUAGAGGUUCCAUCAGGUAGUACAGCUCGUGACUGUUUAAGCAAGAUUAUGACUAGUUUCCCGGGCUUACAAGAGAUUAAGAGUUGCAUCGUUGUUGCUUUGAACGAGGAAUACACAACUGACUCAGCCAUUGUUAAGGACAAAGAUGAGUUGGCCAUAAUACCACCCAUAAGUGGAGGCUGAAUGAAGCUCCUCCUAUCUAUUCAAAUUUAACAUUGAAUGUUCGGACAAAUCACAACUAUUGCUUCAUAAUAAAAAUAACAAAAAAAAAGUGAACCAGAAAAUGCAAAAGACACCCAGGCAACCUUGAUAUAUUUGUGAAAAAAGCUCUUAUAUAUGACCCUUCAAUCAAACACUUGAUUUGAUUAUCAAGCUAGAUUUAUUUUGAAUUCUUGGCCCUCGCUGUUCGAGAGGUCCAUAGGUUUUUGAGUAUUUCGGAUUAGAAACUUGAAACAAAUGCCUAACAACACUUUCCAAACA